UUUUUUUUUUUUAAAAACCAUUAUAACAUGUAUAACGGUAUUGGUUUAAGUACACCUCGUGGAUCAGGUACAAAUGGUUAUGUUGUUCGUAAUCUUUCUUUUGUAAAACCCCCUCCAAAGCAAAGAGAUUAUAAUACCAAUGAUAUCAAAGCAAAUCCUAAAGUGAAGAAAGCUAAUGCUGCUAUUUUGGAUCAUGACCGUAAACGUAAAGUUGAGGUGAAAUGUAUGGAAUUACAAAUUAAAUUAGAGGAUGAAGGAUUAGACGAAGAUGAAAUUGAAGAAAAAGUUGAAGAUUUAAGAAAAACGUUAUUAGCAGAUAUUGAAAAGUUGGAAGAAACAGACAAUAAGAAUUUGAAAGAAUACGAGACACAUCAAUUGUCUGCUGCGAAAGAAAAAGCAAAUGAAAAGAUGAAGAAAGCGCUUAAAAUUGAUCAAGAGUAUGUAGAAGGCUCUGCCUUUGAUCGUGAACUUCAAGAGAAAUUACGAGAAGAAAGAAAAGCAAAAAGAGAGGCAGAAUUAGAAGCUAAGCUUGAAAGAGAAGAAAAGAAUCAAUCUAAAAGACGUCGUCAUUAAUGAUAUAUAUAUGUGUGUGUAUAGUCUUUUUUUUUUCUUUUGAUAACAAGCGAAUGUAUAAUAUGAAUUGAUUAGUUACAACAAAUUUAUGUUAAGAUUAUUUAUAAAAGCUCAUUUAUAUUGUGUCAAACAAUCAAAAGAAGCUCAAAAACUAAUAAUAAAAUUAAAAUAAAUAUCGUAUACGGAUAAGAGA
Cokeromyces recurvatus is the source of this 766-nucleotide messenger RNA. Its product is annotated as cwf21 domain-containing protein. The transcript is spliced from 4 exons. The record is from RefSeq and is a predicted model, not a curated record. Lineage: Eukaryota; Fungi; Mucoromycota; Mucoromycetes; Mucorales; Mucoraceae. Bases 28 to 573 code for a protein of 181 amino acids.